CGCUCAUAAUAUCCGUGGUCAGGCGCAUGAGAUAUUCGUAUCAUGGAUACAGAAAUCAGAGGACGCAUCAGCAGCUGGCCUUGAAAUUGUUCUUGAACCGCAGGUCCCAACGAACCUGUAAGGUACAAUUCUUCUAUGCUGCUAAGGUAUCCGAUGGAUCGUCACUGUUUGGUUCCUGCUCCUCUGCACCCGCAGUCCAGUCAAAACCUUUUUCGCGAGUAUCAACUUCGACGUCUCACUUGACAGGUAGAAGAAGCAUCGAUGCAACAAGCAGAGAACCAACUGCCCCCACCGCCUGCGCCAUCAACACGCGAUCAACAAGUGUAA
Molecule: messenger RNA, 327 nt
Organism: Amoebophrya sp. A25
Lineage: Eukaryota; Dinophyceae; Syndiniales; Amoebophryaceae
Source: the annotation of a GenBank genome assembly